This is a messenger RNA of Aspergillus pseudotamarii, 1167 nucleotides long. Its product is annotated as sialidase family protein. NCBI's taxonomy places the organism in Eukaryota, Fungi, Ascomycota, Eurotiomycetes, Eurotiales, Aspergillaceae. The transcript has a single exon. The record is from RefSeq and is a predicted model, not a curated record. The coding region runs from base 1 to 1167 and encodes 388 amino acids.
AUGGCUAAAUUGAGUGGCAUCACCGCACACGCCCUCAGUUUACUAGUGUUGCUGUUUACAAGUUCCACCCUUGCAGCUUACAACUCGCUCUGGUCACCGUCGCAAAGUGGUGAAGUAGUUGGAUACUCACGAGUGAUUGAGAUCCAUCAUGCAGGCGACGCAAAUGGAAAGCUGCUUGCUACUUUUGAACACUCGCACGCCGACAACGCACCGAGUCACUAUAUCAUUCGGGAGAGCACCGAUGAUGGCACAACAUGGGAUACAGUGACAACUGUGCUCGCCUCGGGUGACCCUCCAACAACGCAUUACUACCAGCCUUUCCUGUUCGAGUUCCCCCAGCAGCUGGGGAAGUAUGCCGCAGGUACUAUCCUCUUGGUAGGAAAUUUGGUGAACGCGAGUGUCAGCGACUUCUAUUCCUGGCGAUCCACGGAUCAUGGCAAAACAUGGGAUCAGAUUGGCGUUUGGCAGCAGGGCUGGCCGGACAAGCACGUGAAUAAAUCCCACGGUAUAUGGGAGCCAUUCUUGUUCUUAGAUAACCAGAGCAAUCUCGUGGCUGUUUUUUCAGAUGAACGCAGAAACGAAGUCCAUUCUCAAAAGCUCGUCCGAGCUAUCUCGAAAGACGGUGGUGGCAGCUGGGACAAUGCCACGGAUAUUGUUGUUGGCUCUGAGCAGACUUUCCGACCUGGAAUGGCGACCGUCGCCAAGAUGGGUAAUGGAGAGUAUUUUAUGAGUUAUGAGUGGUGUGAUUCCAGAAAUUAUCCAGCUACGUGCCAGGUGCACGGAAAAACAUCCAAAGACGGGAUUACAUGGGAUACAAGUGACGAGGGAGUGCUUGUUGCUUCCCCUGAUGGUGUUGGAGCAUACGACAGCCCAUAUAGUAUCUGGGAUCCCGUGGGGAAGCAGUUGAUUGUAUCUAGCUUCUCAAAAAGACGUCCCUCCAAUGCUCCAUACUUCGAAAAACCCCCUCACCUCCUAGAAGACCGGCGUACCGUCCACAUCAACCUGCAAAACGGCACUGGUAACUGGCACUGCGCAUCAGCACCCUGGUAUGCUCCAAGUUCAGAGCAUUGCACCUCGAAUUACAGUCCCAACAUGUUGCAACUGCCAAAUGGAACCAUCUUGUACUCAGCCAGGGCGCCGGCCAACAUCCAAGGCGAACCAUGUUAA